CUACGGGUAACGCUGGAUCCCCGGAUUUCGGUGCUCCGAGGGCCCAUGCUUGUGGCGCUAAAAUCAGGUGGGAGCAAGAUUGCUGGUUCCCGGUCCGUGGUGUCCGCUAAAUUCCACUUGGGUGGUGGAGGAUCCACAAUCUGUCAGCGCCCAGUCCCACCCGGUCGCGUGAACACGCAGCAGAGAGAGCUGUGCCCCUUUUUCUUCUUUUAAAACACCACGUCUCCCUUUCUGUGAAGAGAUUUUGGUGAUCCACAACACGCGUCGCCAUAUUUUGAAAGGGAGAUAUCAUAAAUAAAAAAAGAUGGGGUUGCGGAUAUUGAGGAGCCGCGCGCUUCUUGUGCUGUGCGCUGUUGCGCUGGUGCUGUUUGCGGGAUCUGCUUGGGGGCAUGCUGGGGGGAAGUGUGGCGCUGGAGGGCAUGGAAGGCGGGUGGUGGUUCCGAGGACGACGGAGGAGGUGGCCGAUGUGUCGAUGUUGAGUUUGGGAGAGGUUGGGGAGGAGCUGCAGAAAUGCGAAAUCGUCCAAAAGCUAUCCAACCUCAAAAAGGCCGACGCCGACGCCGCCCCCUCGAGCCUGACGACCAAGAUUUUCGGGUAUCUGUUUCCUGGUAGUCCUGCGGUCAAUGCCUUGUUGGCGACGCUGUAUAUUUCCGGCCCGCCGAACUUCUUGCUGGCCCUCUGCCCGACGGAUAUUAAUCCGGAUUCGCUGCAGGUGAUGGUUGCGUUUGCGGUUGGGGGGUUGCUGGGGGACACGCUGUUUCAUUUGCUGCCUGAGAUUUUUGUCGGGGAGGGGGAGGAGGACAGGGCGAGGUUUGUGAUGGUGGAGCCGAACAGGAACUUGCUGCUCGGGGUGGGAAUCUUGGUUGGGUUUAUGGUCUUUGUGGGGAUGGACAAGGGGUUGAGGAUUGCUACGGGAGGCGAGGGGCAUUCGCAUGAUCAUUCGCAUGGGCAUAAGCAUGGCGAGGAUGAUACCAAGGGGGUGAGUUCGGCGGUGGAGGAGGAUGAGGAGAAGAAGAAGAAGAAGAAGGGGGAGUUGAAGAGACGGAAGGGAGGGAAGGAUGAUGGGGAGGGGGAAAAGGAAGAGGAGGAGAAGAAGGAGGUUAAUCCCAGUGUCAAAUUGGGUGGGUUGUUGAAUAUGAUUGCCGAUUUUACACACAACAUCACCGACGGUCUCGCCAUGUCUGCCUCGUUUUACGCUUCCCCCACCAUCGGCGCUACUACGACUGUUGCGGUCUUCUUCCACGAGAUUCCCCAUGAGGUCGGCGAUUUCGCUCUGCUGGUCCAGUCUGGGUUCACGAAGAAGCAGGCCAUGGGCGCGCAGUUUGUUACGGCUAUUGGUGCUCUCCUCGGCACGCUCAUUGGCAUUGCGAUCCAGGAGUUUGGAGGGAACGGAGCGAGCGGCGCUGAUGCUGUGGCCAUGGGCAUGAAGGAAGGUCUCUGGGGCACGAGCUUGACUUGGGGAGACAUGUUGCUGCCUUUCACGGCUGGAACUUUCUUGUAUGUGGGCACGGUGGCGGUCAUCCCCGAGUUGUUGGAGACUGGGAAGAACAAGGCGGUGGAGUUGAGGAAGAUGCUAGUGCAGUUUGCGGCGAUUGCUGCUGGGGCGGGCAUCAUGCUUUAUAUCUCUUGGCAUGACUAAGUUGCUUGCUUGACUUGAAGUUUGGAAAGUUCGUUUGUGUUUUGAUCGAUGAAGCAUAAGAGUGAUGGAGUGUGUGGGUUGUUUGGUAUCUUGUGUAAGAGUCAUAAGCUGAGAAAGGGGA
This is a messenger RNA of Podospora bellae-mahoneyi, 1760 nucleotides long. RefSeq lists its product as uncharacterized. The coding region runs from base 305 to 1639 and encodes 444 amino acids. Gene Ontology annotation, molecular function: zinc ion transmembrane transporter activity. Gene Ontology annotation, biological process: zinc ion transmembrane transport; intracellular zinc ion homeostasis. The transcript is spliced from 3 exons. Gene Ontology annotation, cellular component: membrane. The record is from RefSeq and is a predicted model, not a curated record. Lineage: Eukaryota; Fungi; Ascomycota; Sordariomycetes; Sordariales; Podosporaceae.